AUGUUACGCCAAAAGACACGCUUUGUUUGUGUCUCGGACACACACGGCUAUACGCCCUCUGAGGCGGGAUUCAGACUUCCCCCUGGAGAUGUCUUGAUACACGCAGGAGACCUGACAAAUCAGGGGAGCAAGUCAGAACUGCGAAAAACCAUAAACUGGAUUGCGGCUGCAGAUUAUGAAGUCAAGAUUGUGAUCUGUGGAAACCACGACAUCACCCUGGACGAGGCCUUCUAUGCAGAGAACAAGGAGCGCUUCCACAACAAACACCCAGAAGACUCCCAGGAAUGCAUGGAUAUUAUGACCAGCGCAUCGCCCUCGAUCGUUUUCCUCAAACAUCAGUCAGCACUAGUUCGAUUAAACAAGGCAAACGGGCCAAACACCGUUUUCAAGGUCUUCGGAUCCCCGUAUUCUCAAUGCCAUGGGAACUGGGCGUUCCUAUACGAGUCUGGUGAGGCUGAGAAGCUUUGGCGCCAAAUCCCAUUGGACACCGACAUUGUCGUCACACACAUGCCGCCUCAUGGUCACUGCGAUAAAAUCUCCGGCGAGCCGAUGGGAUGUCGUGCCCUGCAUCGAAACCUAAAUAGAGUUAGACCGCUGCUUGAAGUAUGUGGCCAUAUCCAUGAGUCCCGAGGCUUUGAGCGGGUUCGAUGGCGCCCCGUGCCCUCGCUGUCGGAAACGACUGACGCCGAGAGCCUCGAGGAUAAAGUGAUCAAGGGAAUUUUGCCUCCUCUUGGAAGCAAAAAGCAAAGCCUUGUUGAUCUCACAGGCAAGAAUACCCCUCGCCUUCAAAAUGAGGGACUUGCUGGGAACACGAGCACGUCGCCCUCGACGCCUUUCCCGCCGUCCGGGAGGUUUUUGGUGCUUCCGCCGCAAAGCCACACAGAAGAACAGGCAGCAGGGCUCUCUUCACAACCACGCCCGACGGAAGCUCAAGAUACAGAGGCUGAGCGGCUUCGAGCGCAAAGGCAGGAGACGUGUAUCGUCAACGCCGCGAUCAUGAGGAGCGGCUGGCCGCACCGGGGAGGCAGAAGAUUCUACCCUGGCCCAAUAAUUGUUGACUUGGAGCUUCCUGUUUGGACAGAGAACAGUGUCGCUCAUCAAGGUCGAGGUUGA
Molecule: messenger RNA, 1113 nt
Organism: Aspergillus calidoustus
Lineage: Eukaryota; Fungi; Ascomycota; Eurotiomycetes; Eurotiales; Aspergillaceae
Source: the annotation of a GenBank genome assembly